Molecule: messenger RNA, 3749 nt
Organism: Notechis scutatus (mainland tiger snake)
Lineage: Eukaryota; Metazoa; Chordata; Lepidosauria; Squamata; Elapidae
Gene: CSDC2
Product: cold shock domain containing C2
Biological process (GO): regulation of mRNA stability
Cellular component (GO): cytoplasm
Molecular function (GO): mRNA 3'-UTR binding
Source: RefSeq, a predicted model, not a curated record
UCCUUACGGUCCUUUAAAUUCAUCAGAAAGGCUGCUGGUAGUUUAGGAGAGAGGAGGAAAAUCAUAAUCAAAGCGGGCGAAGGUAAAGCGCCUUGUGAGGGAACCACCGCUCGGGCGAAGGAGACAAAUCCUCCCACCAUGUCAUCUGACCAGACACCUCAAUCUACAGUGCCACCUCUCCACUCUCCAAAGUCACCUGUGUGGCCUAUUUUCCCAUUCAACAGAGAGGGAAGCCGGAUUUGUGAGAGGGGUACUCACCUUCUUCGGGACUUACCCAGCCCUCUUCCCACAAAAAGAACAAGGACUUACUCCGCGACGGCUCGUGCUUCUGCUGGUCCCAUCUACAAAGGUGUAUGUAAGCAGUUUUCACGUUCCCAGGGCCAUGGUUUCAUCACCCCAGAGAAUGGCACAGAAGAUAUAUUUGUACAUGUUUCUGACAUUGAGGGGGAAUAUGUCCCGGUAGAAGGAGAUGUGGUCACAUAUAAAAUCUGUCCCAUCCCACCAAAGAAUCAGAAGUUCCAGGCUGUGGAGGUGGUGCUCACUCAUUUAGCACCACAUACAAAGCAUGAAACAUGGUCAGGCCAAAUAAUUGGCUCAUAAACUACUUAUUGAGCCUGCAGGAAGUAGAGUUGAAUAAUAUGGUGGGUGGUGGAACUACUGGAGCAAUGAAAGAGCCAGGCUGGCAAUUUUUGUUUGCUGUGUGACAUAUUUGCAACUUUAUCUUGUCUUUUCUAAGAUCUAAUCUUAGUUUGUAAAUGUGCUUUUUUGUUAUAGAAGGGCAAGCAAGAAGUUGAAAAGUGUUGCUGGAUAGAUUUACACUUAAGUUAUGAAUAUCCAAUAGGGUGAAAGAAAUCUACUAUCAGAGUAGUAUAUGUUGGCCACAAUGAUGUUUAUCUGGUCCUGUUCUAAACAAAUUAGUAAUGAAAUUAUCUAUUAUCCUAUCCUUUUAACAAAAAAUUCCCUUCCAUCUUCAGCAGAGGUUGUUGCAUUGUUAUUAUGCACCCUUCUCAGCCAGAACAGGCAUUCAGUGAAAUAGAAUUUUUUAGGGCACAGUUCUAUAUGGUCCAAACAUGGUGAAGCUGUCAUUCUUUCAGUUUUCUAAAUCACCUACAGGAAUGCUUCAAGUUUGUUUUGUUUUGUUUUGGGGUGUUGUGUGUAUUUCUUGUAUAAUCAUAUGCAAAGAAAGAACCUAUGCGUUUGCUUCUGCAUAUGGAUCACACUUCUCUAAAUUUCUAUUUAUCUUUGGCUGAGUUUGAGAUCAAUGGCUUGGUUACCACUAUUGUGUAUGUAAUGAUUGCUAUAGCUUCAAGUCUACUUUCAAAAACACUUCAUGCACAGGGUCUGAAAUAAUUACGCAGUAAUCCAACGGAAUAUAACACUAAGGAAGGAGCAUUUCUAAAGACAAAUUAAUAACUCACUGUGAAAUUUUGUUCAGAUAUGUCUAAAAUGGGUGGAGGGAUUUUUUUGGUCUUGUAAAAGAUAUUACCAAAAUCAGGAUCUUCUGCAGGCAAAUAAUUCUUUGCUGGAGGUAGCUGAAGAACUUUUCUAAAUGUAUUAAUCUCAAAUUGAGUUUAAUUUUUUCCAUGUGCACCACAGUGGUCCGUCCCAGGUAGCCUGAACUGUAGCAGUAUCUUGCUUCCAGACUGUUGUGAUAUAUGUUCAGAUUAUAACAAAUAACUUUUCUUAUUUUAUUCUCUUAAUUGUAAACUAAGUUGCAUCUGUUUUUUAAAAGGGCAGCAAAAUAUAAUACAGGAAUGGUAAUAUAUGAUCUUCCAUUAAUUGCAAUUAAAAGUAUGUGUCCAAGUGUAUUCUAGAAUUCAGCCUCUACUGAAAUGUGUUGUUUUGCUGACAUUGUAAUUUUCAUAUAAAGUGUUAAGUAUUGCCCAUGAUUACAUUUGUGUCUACUAAAAGUAAUACAUAAUAAUAAAACCCCUGCAGAUGAAGCUUUCUUUGUUAGAUUAUAUUAUUAUUAACAUUAAAGGGAUUAGAAUGGUCUUCUUAACAUAGUGUCUCCAGAUAUUACUGGAAAGUACAGUUCCAACUCAUUUGGUCUAUUAUGUUAGAAAAAUCUGAAAUAAAAUCACCAGGAAGCAUCUGUUUGAUCCUCUUAUAUUAUGAAUGAUAGUUUCUAGCUAUGAAGAUCUGCUUGAAAAAUAGCAUCUUUGUUUAUUACACUUUCGCAGAUGUAGGUUUCAGUAUUAUCUGCAUGUAAUUGCACUUCUGAAUAUUUUUCACAACAAAUUUCCUCAGAAUGGAUGUUUAGGCUAAUUCUUCCAUUCUCCCUUCUGUUCUUCAAACUUCAACAUUUUAAUGAUUAUCCUCUAUGUGACUGGAGAAUGAGGAUUAUGUGUAGAAGAGAUAAAGAAAUGUUCAGCAGAAGUAAGAUUAAUGGGUAAUAUUAAAUAAAUGGUAACUAGUAGUAUUGUCCUUCAGUUGUUCCAAUUCUAUCCAGUCUUUCCCCCAACAUCUUAAUUCCCCAGGAUAUACAGGGUCUUGUUUAAAAGCACAAUAUUGAUUUAGAUGCAUUAAGAAGAAUUUCCCAGGAUACCAUGUACAGUACAUUCUCAGAACUUGCAUGGAAUUGUCAGGCAGUAUAAACUGUACGGUCUGCAGAGUUGAAAGCAUAUGGGCAAUGCCACACUGAAGUUGCAUGAUCUUGGAGAGAAAAGAUAUACAUGGAUAGUAAGUUUUUAAAUUAAUGCAUGGAAGCAAGCACUAUUCUUCUAGGAAUUACACUUAGUGGGUAUGUUUAAGUAAAUGAAGUAAGUAAGAAUGUGAGAGAUGAGCAUUUAGUGAAGCUCUCUUGAAUGAGAUGAGGAAGUCUGAAAGUAGAGCCUAUAGCAUAAUGGUACUGCAGUAUGCUGGAAUAAAUCUGGUGUCUAUAAAAUAUAUGCUUUUUGUAUUUGGGAUGUAUUUCCAGUGUCCUUAAUGAGAUUGUGUGUGUGUGUGUGUGUGUGUGAAUGUCCAAUAUAAUUUUACUGUUCCUAUUUGUGGGAGUUUAGCCCCUUCGAUCUUUUACAAACUUGCACUUAGGUGUAGGGUGAGACGGAGGGUUCAGGAUAGGCUGUUGCUCUGUAGAAAUAGACAUAGAAAUAGAAAACAGCCUAAUGUUCAUAUUUAGUUUUCAAGGGGGACACCCCACUUAGACAGUUUAAUUCUACAGUAUACUGCCAACCUAAAUUUAUGGCAAAUUUCAUGUAAGGUAGCCAGAGGGCGUUGCAUUCCACUCUAUAUUUCAACCCAAAAGAUUAAAGGAAAAGCCCUCAUAGCUAUAAGGACUUGGGGACUUCCAAAUUAUACCAGAAUUAGCUGUAAGGGUGCCAAUGUUUUUCAAACUUGGCAACUCUAAUAUGUAGUUCACACCCCAAAUUUCCAUAGCCAGUCUGGGGAAUUCUGGGACCUGAAGUCCACAUGUUAAAGUUGCCAAGUUUGAAGAACAUUGGUAUAAUGCAACCUUUCCCAACUUAGUUCCCUUCUGAUUUGCUAGGGCUACAACUCCUGGAAAGCCAUAUUUUGAGGAAAUUCUGGGAACUGCCAUUUCAAUACACUUGGAGGGUGCCAAGGUAGAGAAGGCUUUCAUACAAUUCUUUCUUGAAUGGAUGUUACACUACAGAAAGUCUGUGCUGCGGUGGUUAGAGUGCAGUACUGCAGGCUACUUCUGCUGACUGUUGGCUGUCUGCAAUUUGGCAGUUCAAACCUUGCCAGACUCAAGUUUGACUCAGCCUUCCAUCCAUCCGAGGUAGGUAAAA